Molecule: messenger RNA, 269 nt
Organism: Paramecium sonneborni
Lineage: Eukaryota; Ciliophora; Oligohymenophorea; Peniculida; Parameciidae
Source: the annotation of a GenBank genome assembly
AUGAAAUUUCUAAAGUCUUUAUCUUUAUAGCAGGACUUGAGUAUCGUUUUCAUAAUAUCAUAAUUAGAUUACAGGUCUUAAUCUAUGGAGUUCUUAGUAUUUUAAAGAAAGAAUAUUCUCACAAGACAUAUUAGAUGGUCUAAAAAAAUAUUAUGUUUAUUUAAACUUUGUGAAAUCAAUUUAUUUUUAAUAUUUAGAUGGGUAUGAGUAAAAUUAAUUUUUAGAAGAAACAAUAUAAAUGUCUAAGUUAAGAGCAUUUAUAGACAUGA